Molecule: messenger RNA, 1347 nt
Organism: Fraxinus pennsylvanica
Lineage: Eukaryota; Viridiplantae; Streptophyta; Magnoliopsida; Lamiales; Oleaceae
Source: the annotation of a GenBank genome assembly
AUGAUUGCGUUGAUGAGAAGAGACAGCGGCCAAUCCAUCCGAAGAUCCAGGAUAGCCGCCGCAAUCGCCGUUGGAAUAUUCCUUGGCUGCGUCUUCGCCUUCUUCAACCCUGACGGAUUCUUCGCUUCCACGCCUCCCACUCACCACUCCAUUGACAUUUCAAAUUCAGAGGUUGCUUCCUCAUCAUGCGAGUCAUCAGAACGCAUUAACAUGUUAAAAUCGGAGUUUAUAACUGCUUCGAAUAAGAAUGCAGAGUUGAAAAAGCAAGUACGGGAAUUGACUGAGAAGCUUCAGUUGGCUGAACAAAGGAAAGAUAAUGCACAGAAAGAGGUGCUGGUGUUGGGUGAGCAGCAGAAGGCCGGGCCUUUUGGCACCGUUAAGGGUGUACGAACCCACCCUAACAUCGUACCUGAUGAGUCGGUCAACCCAAGACUGGCCAAGAUAUUGGAGAAAGUUGCUGUCAAGCGAGAACUUAUUGUUGCGCUGGCAAAUUCAAACGUAAGGGAUAUGUUGGAGGUUUGGUUCACAAAUAUCAAGAGAGUGGGUAUACCUAAUUAUUUGGUUGUUGCUUUGGAUGAUGAUAUUGCCAAUUUGUGCCACUCAAAAGAUGUUCCAGUGUAUAAACAAGACGCGGCUGAAGGAAUAGAUUCCAUAGCGAGGUCCGGAGGAAAUCACGUAGUCUCGGGGUUGAAAUUCCGGGUCUUGAGGGAGUUCUUGCAGCUAGGUUAUAGCGUUCUUCUCUCAGAUGUUGACAUAGUGUACUUGCAAAACCCUUUUGAUCAUCUUUACAGAGACUCAGAUGUGGAAUCCAUGACUGACGGUCACAAUAAUAUGACAGCUUAUGGCUUCAAUGAUGUUUUCGAUGAACCUCAAAUGGGUUGGGCAAGAUUUGCACAUACAAUGAGGAUAUGGGUUUACAAUUCCGGGUUCUUUUACAUAAGGCCAACAAUCCCUUCAAUAGAGCUUUUAGAUCGUGUAGCUGGUCGACUCUCGAGAGAGAAUGCUUGGGACCAAGCAGUCUUCAAUGAGGAGCUUUUCUUCCCAUCACAUCCUGGCUAUGAUGGACUUCAUGCUUCUCGAAGAACUAUGGAUUACUAUCUCUUCAUGAACAGCAAGGUUCUUUUCAAGACUGUACGGAAAGACUCUACACUCAGCAAGCUUAAGCCGGUAAUAGUACAUGUAAAUUAUCACCCCGAUAAGUUCCCGAGAAUGAAAGCAAUUGUGGAUUACUAUGUUAAUGGGAAUCAAGAUGCUUUGAAACCUUUCCCAGAUGGUUCAGAAUGGCAUAGGCUGAUAAAAUUGUAUGGAGGAAAAUACAGGCACAUUAAAGUGUCAAGUCAACAGUAA